AUGUCCCGAAAACGUCCGAUCCUGGUGGUCCAAGGGUACACUUUCGCACAGACCACCAGCGACACUCGCUACUGGAACUGCAGCAACAAGAUGUCGCGAAACUGCAAAGCGAAACUGAAAUUCGACAGUAUAUUUUUGACAUACUACACUUUGAUGCCCCGAAACAGUCCUGUCCUGAUGGUCCAAGGGUACACCUUCGCGCAGACCACCAGCGACAGUCGCUACUGGAACUGCAGCAAGAAGAAAUCGCGGGAAUGCAAAGCGAAACUGAAAUUCGACAAUUCGCAUCAUCUAGUCGAUUACUACCUGAAACACAAUCAUGUUCCGCCGAAAUACAUUGUCGACAAAAGCGGCCAACGCAUCCAGUUACACUCG
Messenger RNA from Iphiclides podalirius (scarce swallowtail), 375 nucleotides. NCBI's taxonomy places the organism in Eukaryota, Metazoa, Arthropoda, Insecta, Lepidoptera, Papilionidae. The record is from the annotation of a GenBank genome assembly.